Molecule: messenger RNA, 1494 nt
Organism: Scylla paramamosain (green mud crab)
Lineage: Eukaryota; Metazoa; Arthropoda; Malacostraca; Decapoda; Portunidae
Product: serine/threonine-protein kinase 33-like
Exons: 1
Coding region: 489-1349 (286 amino acids)
Biological process (GO): peptidyl-serine phosphorylation; intracellular signal transduction; protein autophosphorylation
Cellular component (GO): cytoplasm; nucleus
Molecular function (GO): calmodulin binding; calcium-dependent protein serine/threonine kinase activity; ATP binding
Source: RefSeq, a predicted model, not a curated record
UGGUAAUGAGGAGGGCCAGGAAGCUUGGUGUGUGCAUCGGUGUUCAAAAAAUACCAAACCGUUCCCGUUUUAGCAUUCUACGCAAACAAAGUGUCAUAUAACUGCUUGUCACCAUCCGCCAAACCGCCAGUUACUGUAGACGUAAUAAGACAACUAACACGCCACUUCACCAUGCUAAUAGGCUGACGAAAAUUUGAAAAGUUGUUAUACGAUCCUGAGCUCGCCUCUCGUAACUCCUCCAUCUUUCACUUAUCAUUACUCUAUCUGUUCAUCGUAAAAUCUCCACGUCACCCUCAUCAGCGAUACUCACGUGAUUCGUUGCACGGAAAAGACCUAGACAAAUGCAUGAAAGGAAAAGAAAACGACUGUGCACCACACAAGGGUGAGGACAGAGAUAACUACCAUCCAGGCGUUUUCUCCUUGUCUAUUGGUGUUGUAUAUUAAUUAUUGCUUUAUGAUCCUGAUGACUAUGGGACGAAAAAUUAAUCAUGAAAGGUUUCAAUCCUGAGGAGGUGGAGAUCGUGCACGACGGGAGGGUGUGGGAGCUGGGCGAGAUAGUGGGUCGAGGCGGGUUCAGUUACGUGUACCUGGCUACCUCGUCUGACAGCGAGGAGAGGCUGGCCUGCAAGGUAAUCCGCCACCACUGGUUCUUUUCUCUGGCCUUCGCAAACAACAUGCUGAGGGCUGAGUUGGAGUGUGCUUCGAAGCUUCACCAUGAAAACGUCGUCGACAUUCUGCAGACGUACAGCUUUCCCAAGUACACGCUGCUGCUCAUGCCGCUGUACGAGCUGGGGUCUCUACAGCGAUACCUGUGGUCUUGCGAGGCCAACCUGGAUCUCACGCACGUCAGGUGUAUCUUCAGGCAGGUGACGAACGCGCUGCAGUACGUGCACAUGAAAGGCGUUGCUCACAGAGAUAUCAAAUUCGAAAAUGUCCUUGUGAAGGGUCGCUUUUCAGACACCCACCCGCAUUUCAUCGUCGCUCUUUGUGAUUUCGGUCUGAGCAAGAGGGUCCACGGGCUGACGGGCUCCAUAGCGGGCACCAUGUACAGCAUGGCGCCUGAAGUGAUGGGUGGCGAGUACUACGACCCAUACAAAGCAGACGUGUGGUCCCUUGGCGUUCUUCUAUACAUUCUUCUUCAGAAAAAGCAUCAGUAUUGGAAAAUCAGAUAUAACGACAUCUGGAAUCACAGACAAACGAACUGGAAAGAACUGCAGGUGUCCGGCGAGGUGCGUCACGUACUUACCACGGUACUCAAUAUUUGCGCCGUGUGUCGCCUCUCCGCGAGGGACGUGUGGAGGCUGCGCUGGGUGCAAGAACCUCAUCCAACUAUACCCGACACACAAUAAGUAUUAUCUAGUUUCCACCUCAGACGUACACUCAACCCCGCCUGCGGCUCUUCUCCAACAACGCUGCCCGUAAUAACCUCUGCACACCAGAGCUCGGGUUGCGGUUCCUCCUUUCCUGCUCAUAUUCCUGCUCCCUUUUAAUUCU